AUGGCCCUGUUCACUGUGUCUUCACGCUUCGCGAACCCCGGCUUCAUACCGUGGUCACCAGAAGACUUUGCUAACCGAGCUCAAAGUCUCUCAAGCGACUCGGAACUGAGCGUGGAUGAACUGAAAGCAUCUUUCCUCCUGUGCCUUCACGCCAUGUCUGACUCCUUGACGUGGGCAACUGUCACCGAAACCACCAAGAUCACCAGGAUGGCUGAUUUGUACUACACGAUGUGCCUCGGAGGACAGCGCAACGUGUCCGGCAGGGCCUUUGAUCUCAAUAGCGAGAAGGACGCCGGCGGUGGGGAUGGACUGGCAGAAAGACGACGGGACGAGGCGGGGGACUUGGAUGCUGAGAUGGAGGAGUGGAACAGGGUAUGGUGGUGCAUCUACCGCCUUGAUUCCUGCUGCUGUGCCAUCACCCUUCAAAGUGCAUCACCAAACGCGAUAUCGAAUCGCCUCGAAGAGAAGAUCAAGCUCACUUCUGAAUCACCCACCGAGUUCCUGAUACAGCCGCCUCUUGACUCUGAACAGAAUCAGAACCUGUCGCAGCACGAGUCUCUGAGCAGACCAACGCAUCCGAAACACUGGCGGACGAUGAAAGCCAUCUUCUCACAGCCGGCAUGUACGAAUCAGAGCCUCUACCUCGGCGUAUGCACCUUUGUGAGAUCCGUCACAGAACUCAGGUCCCUAGUCAAGUCCGGCCGCACCAAAGGCCUUGAGAACCGCCUGCGAGAGCUCGAGAACGACAGCGCCGCCACGGCGUUUGCGUUGCCUUCGUGGUACUUUCAGCCCGUGAGGAACCUGAGCGUCGGCGAGACGGGAGAAGACCACGCGUCUCGGUUGAAGAACCUGCUUGUCUGGUCCUGCUCCGACUUGCUGCUCGCUAUCUGUGCCGUGGAGAUGAGCGGCUCGUCGACCGCGGCUGCUCCCGAUCUCACAGCACACUGGCACUCGAUCUUGGACAAGGCGAACGAUGCGGCCGAAGUCGUUGGGAAAUGGAAGCCCGCCUACCUUGACGUCGUUGAUCCGCUUUGCUCCUACAUUAUUCUUUUGGUUGGCGCAAUCUUCUCUUUGCAGAGGGCGCUCUCGUCUGAGAUGUCCCUUUACUCCUCACAGCUUGAUCUGCUGGAGCUGUUUAUGGAGCAGAUAGGGAGCCGUUGGCCCAUUGGUGAGUAUCGCUCCUACCAGACCCUUUCAUAG
Molecule: messenger RNA, 1200 nt
Organism: Colletotrichum scovillei
Lineage: Eukaryota; Fungi; Ascomycota; Sordariomycetes; Glomerellales; Glomerellaceae
Exons: 3
Coding region: 1-1200 (399 amino acids)
Source: RefSeq, a predicted model, not a curated record